UUGAUGCCUUUCUACCAAAUUUGCUUAUAAUGGUUUCCACUAGCAUCUGGAGGUUGGGAUUCACUAUUAUCUCAAAGCUUGUUAAAACAUUCACUUGCAUUUGAAUGCAAAAAUCUUGUGUGAUUCAAUUUUGUCUCGUGUUUAUUUUCAAAGUAACAACCUCCAAUGAAUAAGAUAGAAUAUCCUUUCUGAUCUUUGUUGAGUGUAUUCAUAUACCGUCCUUCUCCAACAAAUACUAAUUCUGAUGUUGCCUGCAGACCUUUUACAAAGUUGUUAGGAGCUGGGCCUCAAAAAAGUUCUUGACUGGAUGGUUGUAGGUUCAAUAUGACUGUAUUGGUACUUCUUGGCUAUAUUUAUACGGUACAAAUACACAAGGACUAGACUGGGGAAUGCAAGAGUUUCUACUCUGAUCAUACCAUUAUGUUUUAAUAUGUUUUAAUGGAUCAAAGAGUGGUGAGGGUGGAGCGGAUGGACUGGUGCAACAUUCUUCCUGAAGUGUCAUCCUCUUGCCUAUAGCAACCACUUUCUAUAUCACAUGGUGGUUUAUUCAUCUUGUCGAUGGGUUCUUCUCCCCGAUUUAUGAGCAACUUGGAAUUGAGAUCUUUGGUCUAGGAUUUGUUACUUCCAUCACUUUCAUUUUCUUGGUUGGAGUGUUUAUGUCAUCAUGGUUGGGGACAUCUGUUUUGAGCCUUGGCAAGUGGUUCAUCAAGCAUAUGCCAUUUGUUCAUCAUAUUUACAAUGCCUCCAAGCAGAUCAGUGCUGCCAUAUCUCCAGAUCAGAACACACAUGCUUUCAAGGAAGUGGCCAUUAUAAGGCAUCCACGUAUUGGUGAAUAUGCAUUUGGGUUCAUCACUUCAUUUGUCACACUCCAGUUAAUGUUUUCUAACUUGCAAAGCUAUGCUAAAUCAUUACUAGGACAGUGUGUUACAAUAAUAAAUCUCACCGAUCAGGCUUUAGACAAAUGGAGGCUUCCAAAUUCUAGAGUAUUGUUGAUUUGUAAAAUGUUAGUUUUAUAUCCUUUCUUUGUAAGGACAAUGCUACAUUAACAAACCCAUCUACAAAAUGUAAUUGGAGGGCCGCCACUUGUUGAGUUUGUCAAACAUUUUGUACAUAUAUCUUUAUCCUUUUUGUAAAAUGUUUGCCUGUGUGGUUAGUUUUGUAUAUAGUUUGACAUUGGAGAUAAAACAUCCCCCCUCGUAUUUGUC
Molecule: messenger RNA, 1205 nt
Organism: Olea europaea var. sylvestris
Lineage: Eukaryota; Viridiplantae; Streptophyta; Magnoliopsida; Lamiales; Oleaceae
Product: protein LIKE COV 1-like
Exons: 6
Coding region: 657-1046 (129 amino acids)
Biological process (GO): stem vascular tissue pattern formation
Cellular component (GO): Golgi apparatus
Source: RefSeq, a predicted model, not a curated record